UACAGUAAUUUGUCAACCAGGAAGUUGUGCCAGGUGUGGGGCAUUUUGUGUGGCAGUUGUUCCUCAUUUCUGAUCUUGCGUGACGAGCAGAAAGGUGCAGACAGGUCUGUGGGAGAGCAGAAACUUCAGUUCCAAGUGUGGCUGCUUGUUAAUGAAUAACUCUCCUUAAACAUGUUGGAUCCGAGAGUGAAUGAGACCAGAGCGACGGCCACCAACUUCAGCCCCAAUUACAAAGACUUUGUUAUCACUGGACCCAGGCCACCAGGAUACGUCCAAUCUAUGCAGAAGAAAAACACAGUGAAAGAACUUCUAAUGAUGAAAUGCCAGAAAAGGAACUGCUCAGAGGAGGACAACAACGUGGAGUAUAAGUUUAAAUCAGCAAAACCUGAAACUUUUGCUGGUGAUGUGAGUCGUCACAUGCUGGGCCCUCAAGCACCCCUGAACCCAAAUACCCUCACUCACUUCCCUCCAGCUCAAAACGGUUACAUUACCCAACAGCAAAUGCAACAUCCAGCUCUGUCCCAGCUCUCUCAGGGCCCAGUGGCUCCGGCUUGUGAGAUCAAAAUGUCUUUAUUUCACUGGCAAAUCCAACAAGAGACGCAGAGAGUUGGAGGAGUUUCUCCUGAGCGGCUGAACGUGCAAGAUGCAGACGGUGACACGUUUCUGCAUAUAGCAGUGGCACAAGGUCGACGGGCUCUGGCGUAUGUGCUUGCUGCAAAAAUGGCUUCAUGUGGCUCUCUGGACAUGAAAGAACACAACGGGCAGACAGCUCUUCAGAUAGCUGCUGCUACCAAUCAGCACUUAAUUGUCCAAGACCUGCUGACACACGGAGCACAGGUCAACACUUUUGACUUCUGGGGCCGGUCUCCUUUGCAUGUGUGUGCUGAGAAAGGCCACUUUCUCAGCCUGCAGACCAUCUGGAGGACCCUAACAGGGAGUGGGAAACCUAUUGACAUUGAAAUUUUCAAUUAUGAUGGUUUAACCCCACUCCAUGCAGCAGUCUUGUCUCACAACGCUGUCAUUAAACAGCUGAGGUGUCUGGACAACCCUUGCUCAUAUGUAAAAAUGAAGAUGGCUCAGAGGAGACAGAUGUUUGUUGAAUGUAUUAAGACUCUUCUGCUCAUGGGUGCGUCCCACGGCACCAAGGAUCUGAAGAGUGGACGGACUUGUCUUCACAUGGCUUCUGAGGAAGCAAAUGUGGAACUGUUGCAAGUUUUCCUUGACCAGCCAUAUUCACUGUCCCUUGUAAAUGUUAAGACAUUUAGUGGAAACACUGCCCUGCACAUUGCCAGUUCUUUGCAAAACCAUUCAACUCAAGUGGAAGCAGUGAAGCUGCUGAUGAGGAAAGGAGCAGACCCCGGGAUCAGAAACUCUGAAAAUGAGCUUCCGUCUCAGCUGGUGCCUGAGGGACCCAUUGGUGAAAAGGUAGGGUGUGAAACAAGGACGAGGUUGUCCUGUCGCAUUACUCAGAUUUGAUGAAUGACACUGAUAAUUUGUCUUUUUUUAAGGUGAGGAAGAUCCUGAAAGGGAAAUAUGUCCACGCUUAAGUGAAGUUCAAAAACACUGUCAGUCAGACAGUCGCCCCUAUCAAUGUAUUAUUUGCCAAAAUAAGGCAGAUGCUGUUUGUUUCAGUGAAACAUGCUAAAUUGUUCAUUACCAUGUAAUACUCAAGGUGAAGUGAUGGUGAAUUAUAUAUAUAUAUAUAAAUAUAUAUUUAGGGAGAAUCAUGGGUUCAGUCUUUUUUUAAAUUUUAAAAUAGGGUUGUAGAAAAAGGGAAUGGAAAUGUUAUGCUACAUAUCAAAUUUUAGAAUAGAAAUACCUAACAUAGUAAAAGUUUCAUUUUAUUGUGGUGUCCAUGUAGUCAUGUGUUAGUAAUAGAAUACACAUGUAUUCUCUCACGUGAGAUCAUUUUGAUUACGGUGAGACUUCAGGUGUUGACAGGUGAUUCUAUAUCACCAAAAUGUUGUUUUUUUUUAGUGUUUGUAUAUGUUUUAGUUGGAGAACCGACUGACUGCAUUAUUAAGCACAUUUUGUUGUUAAAUAUACAGUACAAGUUAACUGUGCUUUGUGGGUGUCUAAUUUUCAAUAAAAAAGAUAAAGACGUGGAAAAACUUUUAUUUAAUCCGGGUGCUGUAAGCUAUUUCAACCAGCAGAGGGCACUGCUGUUACAGCUUCAGAUGAGACAGAGUGGAUACCAAUAGCAAACAGAGGCGGUUCUGACACAUGGUCAAAUGGUUUACACGGACCCUCAUUUCCCCACAAUAGACUAUGUUACAUCAACAUAAUUCAGCUCUGUAUUAACGCUCCUGUGGACAUUACUGCAUUACUAUCUCUUUGCACUACAUCUACUUUGCAACAUUGCACAUUAUUAUUAUUUUUAGACUGUUUCUUCCCCUUGUACUUCUUUCUUUUAUUUAGUAUGUUUCAGUAGUUUUCUAUGGGACUUAUCAGUCCAAUUCUUCUGUUUGCACCAACAACACCACGUCAAACUCCUUGUAUGUGUAACAUACCCGGCAAUAAAGUGUUUCUGAUUCUGA
Molecule: messenger RNA, 2537 nt
Organism: Toxotes jaculatrix (banded archerfish)
Lineage: Eukaryota; Metazoa; Chordata; Actinopteri; Toxotidae
Gene: nfkbiz
Product: nuclear factor of kappa light polypeptide gene enhancer in B-cells inhibitor, zeta
Exons: 10
Coding region: 172-1476 (434 amino acids)
Biological process (GO): regulation of gene expression
Cellular component (GO): nucleus
Molecular function (GO): protein binding
Source: RefSeq, a predicted model, not a curated record